Molecule: messenger RNA, 5071 nt
Organism: Gossypium raimondii (Peruvian cotton)
Lineage: Eukaryota; Viridiplantae; Streptophyta; Magnoliopsida; Malvales; Malvaceae
Exons: 22
Coding region: 389-4648 (1419 amino acids)
Biological process (GO): signal transduction; protein phosphorylation
Cellular component (GO): nucleus
Molecular function (GO): ATP binding; protein kinase activity; zinc ion binding
Source: RefSeq, a predicted model, not a curated record
GAACCCAUGAAGGAAGCUCCUUUCAUUGCUCAUCUACAUUCGUUCCCUUUCUUUAACCAAUUUUCUUCACCGUUCAUUUAUCCGAUUUCAUGGGAUACGUACACCCACUCUUCUGCUUUCUCUCUUUCCAAGAUUUUCCCCCAUUAAUCUAUCCAACUAUAUUUUCUUUUCCCAUUUUAAUCUUCAUAAAUUGAGUUUUAUUUUCUUAUUUUUGGGGAACAAAAUGAGGGUGGCCAAGUCUCAGCUAUGGCAACCAUGCAAGAAAAAGAGGUCUUCGAUUAACAGCAAGCUUUAAUAUAAACAGAGGGAAAAUUGAUAAAGAUGCCCAUUUUUUGAAAAGAAAAUUACGAGGAAAUUAAAAAAAAAAAAAGGGGGGGGAGAGAAAGUGAUGACGACUCGCACGAGCUCGAAUAGCAGGACACGUGUGGGGAAGUACGAGCUAGGGAGGACGUUGGGAGAAGGAACAUUCGCAAAGGUGAAAUUUGCGAGGAAUGUAGAGACUCAAGAAAAUGUAGCAAUCAAGAUUCUUGAUAAAGAAAAAGUUUUGAAGCACAAGAUGAUUAGUCAGAUUAAACGCGAAAUUUCAACCAUGAAACUCAUUAAACACCCAAAUGUCAUCCGUAUGUUUGAGGUGAUGGCUAGCAAAACAAAAAUUUAUAUUGUUCUAGAAUUCGUGACUGGUGGGGAACUUUUUGACAAUAUUGCUCGCAGGGGGAGAUUAAAGGAAGAUGACGCUAGAACGUAUUUUCAUCAGCUUAUUAAUGCUGUAGAUUAUUGCCAUAGCAGAGGUGUUUAUCAUAGAGACUUGAAGCCUGAGAAUUUGCUGCUAGAUGCUAAUGGAGUUCUUAAAGUUUCUGAUUUUGGUUUGAGUGCUUUACCUCAACAAGUUCGAGCGGACGGUUUACUUUACACAGCAUGUGGAACACCAAAUUAUGUUGCUCCAGAGGUGAUAAAAAGUAAGGGUUAUGAUGGAGCUAAAGCAGAUGUGUGGUCAUGUGGUGUUAUACUCUUUGUCUUAAUGGCUGGUUACUUGCCUUUUGAUGACACCAAUUUAGUGGCUUUAUAUAAUCUGAUAUUUAAGGCGAAUUUCAAUUGUCCUCCAUGGUUUUCAUCAAGUGCAAAGAAAUUAAUCAAAAGAAUUCUAGAUCCUAAUCCAUUGACUAGGAUAACAAUUGCUGAGAUUCUUGAGAAUGAGUGGUUUAAGAAAGGAUAUAAGCCACCUAAGUUUGAGGAAGCUGAUGUUACUCUUGUUGAUGUGGAUUCCAUUUUCAAUGAAUCAGGGGGAUCUCCAAACCUUGUCGUUGAACGACGAGAAGAAAGGCCUGCAGCACCUGCUAUGAUGAACGCAUUUCAACUUAUCUCGACGUCUCAGGGUCUUGACCUCAGUUGUCUGUUUGAGAAGCAAAUGGGACUAGUUAAACGGGAAACAAGAUUCACAUCAAAAAGUCCUGCAAAUGAGAUUGUCUCUAAAAUAGAGGAAGCUGCAUUGCCCUUGGGUUUUGAUGUGAAGAAAACUAACAAUAAGAUUAAGCUGUUAGGAGAAAAACCUGGACGAAAGGGUCAUUUGGCUGUUACAACAGAGAUUCUUCAGGUGGCUCCUUCAGUUUGCAUGGUUGAACUUCGAAAGUCUGGAGGAGAUACCCUGGAAUUUCACAAGUUUUAUAAUAAUCUCUCUGCCGGGUUAAAAGAUAUUGUAUGGAAAACAACAGAGGAAGGAAAACCGGAAGAAAAUAAGGGGAGGAAGGAAGGGAGCGAAGGCGCUGCAGCAAUGAGAGAAGAGGUCAUUAGCUCUGGUGGGACCAUAGAUCCCACUCCUGCUGCGAGUUCUGCUGGGGCAUCCUCACCUGCUGUUCCAACAAAUGUUGGCAGUGUGGAUUGGUCUGGUCAUGGUCAAAAUUCCAAAGCUGCUUCUCAAUCUUGUGUUGGAUCCCAAGCUCCACGGAUUUCAUUCAGUACUAGUGCUGGUGGAUCUGCCCUUGGAUCAUCUAGAACUUCAUGUCGACCAUGGGAAAGAGGGGAUCUUCUUAGGCGUUUGGCUACAUUUAAGCCUAUGAAUUGGUUUGGGAAACCUAAGGUUGCAAGUUCAUUGGCUUGUGCUCAAAGAGGUUGGGUAAAUAUAGAUGUUGAUAAAAUUGUAUGUGAAACAUGUGGGGCAUGCCUGCAUUUCGCAUCCUCCCCAUCGUGGGCUACUUCUGAAGUUGAGGAUGCUGGUGAGGCCUUUUCCAAGCAGCUGGAUAUCGGGCACAAAGUUUCUUGUCCUUGGAGAGGAAACAGCUGUCCAGAAAGCUUGGUCCAAUUCCCUCCAACGCCCCAGUCUGCCCUAAUUGCAGGGUACAAGGAUAGAUGUGAUGGACUUGUGCAGUUUCAGUCUCUUCCUAUAAUUGCUACAUCUGCAAUGGAGCAUAUGCGAGUUUCUCGGGGUCCACAGGUUGAUCGCCUUCUCUCUCUGUUGCAGAAUUAUGUGUCAGAGUUUGAAUCCAGAUCAGAGAGUGUACCAGAACUUGAUGUUACUCGAGAUGGUGCAUUUUGUCUGUACUCUCGUUCACAAAAGCUCAUAAGUUUGUGCGGAUGGGAACCGAGAUGGCUUCUAAAUGUUCAAGACUGUGAAGAACAUUCUGCUCAAUCAGCUAGAAAUGGAUGUUCUUUUGGCCCUAACAGAGCACAGGUUCAUCUUUCACAGGAUCCUGGACCAAGCAAAAAUGCUCUUGCUCCUUCAGCCAAGGACACUGGAAAAAAUAAAGUGUUAGUCAUGGAGUCACGAUCUGAAUUCAGGGUGCCUUUGUUAGACUGUAGCUUAUGUGGUGCUACUGUCAGGAUAUUGGAUUUUUUAAUUGUUCCUCGACCUGCUCGUGUUGCUCCCAACAACAUUGAUAUCCCUGACACAAGCAAGAAAAUGGGGUUGACACGUGGAUUAAGUGCAGCCAGUGGAAUUAGUGGUUGGGUUGCUGCUGAUGAUCCAGAGAAAGAACUGACUGAAGACCGUGAUGAAGUAGGAACGACUGAUGAGAGAAAAUUAGUGCCAAAAACAGAUGUUGAUUUGAAUCUUACAAUGGCUGGGGGUCUGUCUUUCUAUAAGUUGGGUAGAGCCACAUCAUCCAGAAAUAUGAAUGAUGCAGACAUGGGUCGGGAUCUAAUGAUUGGGCAACCAUCAGGUAGUGAGGUUGGUGAUCGAGCUGCUUCUUAUGAAUCACGGGGCCCUAGUCCUCGCAAGCGAAGCUUGGAAAUAGGUGCCAGUUCAGAUGAUAGGCCACAGUUAUGCACCCAACAGGCUGAUAGUGUUGAAGAAACUGUGAUUGAUCGUGAUGGUGACAAAUUCAAUGAUUGCAGACAAUAUUCUGCUGGCCCUUCCAAACGUGCCCGUGAUUCAGAUUUUUUUGAUACUUACUGCUCACCAUAUCCAAGAGAUUCCUCUGAGGCAGGCCCAAGCCAUUCGGUGGGUUUUGAAACUCAUGGAGAUGGUGGCAAUAGAGUUGCUCUGUUUAGGCAAGGAAGUAACCAGGUUAUUGAAAUCCCGUCAGUGAGAGAUUCAAUGCGUGCGUCCUCUGUCAUUGCUAUGGAUACUUUGUGUCACAGUGCAGGUGGUGACUCUAUGGAAAGUGUUGAGAAUUAUCGCGGAGAUGUUGACGAUAUUCAUUUUCCCUCAUCUAGUACAUAUGGCCACCUUGACAUGAAUGAAACAUCAGAGUUGAAUUAUAGUAAUCAAGCUCAGCAGAGUAUUUGUUUCCAACCAGCUGCAGAGGAAGUUCCAGGUGAAAUGGGCAUCAGCAGUACAAAUGACGGGGAGGAAAUAUUCAAUGCUGAACCUGAAACUGUGACAGCUCAAGCUAGGGAUGGGCUUAGUUUUGGAAUUAGUGGGGGGAGUGUUGGUAUGUGUGCCAGCCAUGAAGCUGAAAUUCAUGGAGCAGAUGUGUCUGUGCAUAGAACAGAUAGUGUAGUUGGUGAUGUGGAGCCCAGAAUAGAAGAUGUUGAAAAUCAGGGUCAAACUGGUGAAUCUGCUCCAGAUCCUGGGUUGAUGGAUGAGGUUGUCCCUGGUGAAAUAAAUAGGGAGGAUCCUCAUGGUGACAGCCAGGAAAUGUUGUCACGCUCCUUGGGGCGGGCUGACAGUGGUUCAAAAGUUGAUGGUUCUGUCAAAGCAGAGUCUGUUGAAAGUGGUGAAAAGAUAAGCCAAAGCUGCAAACUAGCCCCAGAUAACGGUGCUCAUCCUUCUCUCUCCUGCAAUGCUAAUAUGUACUCUGGUAAUGAAACACCCAAGAAAGAGGAAAAAGAUGCUGGAAAAUCAUCUUCCAUAAACAACUGUCCUGAGCCAGAGUCAGAUUUUGCUGUUGCAAAUGGAAUAGGCCCCCCAAAAGGAGAAAGCAAUUAUGAAGAAGCUGUAGAAUUUGAUCCGGUUAUUCAUCACAACCAAUUCUGCCCUUGGGUGAAUGGAACUGUUGCUGCUGCUGGCUGUAAUGGCUCCAGUGCUGAUGUUGUUGCACUCUGUGGAUGGCAGUUGACGUUGGAUGCCUUGGAUGCCCUGCGGUCACAGGGGCAUAUUCCUGUACAAACAGUACAGUCUGAGUCAGCAGCAUCGCUGUAUAGGGAUGAUCACCAAACUCCUGGUAAAAAGCUCCAUCGACGGCGUCCUAUGAACAAAAAUCACGGGCAAUAAUGAUGGCCAAACACGACGUGUAAAGACAUCUUCAAUGGCUAGAUGGAAUAAGCAUUCUCAACGGUUGAAGCAAAUUGGAAAAGCUUUUUCUGUCAUUGCCACUGGAACUGCUGCCACUAGCCCUGGGGAAGUUCCGUCAUUUCUUAAUGUCCCUUCUUGUUAAACUCUUAUUUCAUGGUAAAUUACUUUGUGUCAAUUCUUACUGCAUAGAGGAUCUAUUAUGCUUUAUUUAAGCUGGUUCUUCUCAGUAUUAUGAACAUUAUUAUUAUUCACUUGAUCAGUGAUGUGACAGUGAACAUUGCUGUUAAGAACAAAGCUUUUGUUUUUCUAUUCUUCUGGGUUUUGGUUUGUAAUAGAUAGUGAGAAUAUUGUAAACUUAGUUAGCUCAGCCUUAAUAAGAUUUUGAUCUCUACUUAAUGCUGA